GUGUACAUGCGCAGUCUGUUGAGUUUGGCGCGCGGGACUUCAGGAUUGUGCACACGUUUGCUUGUUGCUGUUGCUCCACUGAAAGUUUGAGUCGACCAUCAAAGAUUUUUAUCCCGUAUUACAGCUUUUAGUUACAUCACGAGCAAGAUGUGGAACCAAGGAGGCUACACAGACACUACCAUGGGUGGGGGCUACACUCAGUCUCCAGGAGGCUUUGCGUCACCCUCUUUGUCCCAGGGAGGAGAGAAGAAAGGGAGGACCCGUGCCACACAGAUCAUCCCGUGUACUGUGUCUCAGCUAAUGUCUGCCUCUCAAGCUGAUGAAGCCUUUAAAGUGGGGGAUGUUGAAGUAGCACAGGUUACCAUCGUGGGCAUCAUUAGAAGCACAGAUAAGUCUAUGACCAACAUCCAAUAUAAAGUUGAUGACAUGACAGGUGCACCUAUGGAUGUGAAACAAUGGGUGGACACAGAGGAUCCCAGUGUGGACAACACAGUACUGCCACCAGGCACAUAUGUCAAAGUCUCUGGAAAUCUGCGCUCAUUUCAGAACCACAGAUCUGUUGUAGCAUUCAGUGUCAGACCCCUGGAGGACAUGAAUGAGAUUACGUCACACAUGCUGGAGGUUGUCCACGCUCACAUGGCACUCUGCAAACCUCAGUCUAUGACUAGUGCAGGGGGAAUGAAUAGCAGCAUGGCAUCCAUGUCUCGAACAAGCAUGGGGAACAUGGGAAGUAUGGGAGGAAUGGGUGGAGGUGGAGGCUAUCCAGGAGCAAACAACAUGGUCAACAAUGGGUUAAGUGCAAGUCAGAAUCAGGUGUUAAGUUUGAUAAGAAGCUGUCCAGAUCAACAAGGCAUCAGUAUUCAAGACAUUAAACAGCGACUCAGUGGCAUGAGCAUCAAUAUCAUUAAGCAAGCGGUAGAAUUCCUGAGCAACGAGGGACACAUUUUUUCCACCAUUGACGAAGACCACUAUAAAUCAACAGAUAAUGAUGAAUAGACCUGAUUUUAAAGCUUGUGUGUACUCACUUGCACUAAAGGUCAUGAAGAGGAAUUUCUGGGUUUUCAGCUCACACAUCCUGUAUUAAUGGCUGCUUCUGCUAUUUUAUGAUUCCCCCAAAGGGUGCAAAGCAUUGACUUUUAACUUGUUCCUUGAACAUAAAGCAGUUAAUAAUUUUACCAUGAUGAACAGUAAGUACUAGUGUUUAUCUUUAGGAAAUGACCUUUUGUCAAAAUAAAAUGUAUAAAUCUGUUUCUAGAAAAAGUUGGUACAUUUAAACAAAUACUAAUAAAAGUACAUGUAUGGUGUCACUA
Molecule: messenger RNA, 1310 nt
Organism: Boleophthalmus pectinirostris (great blue-spotted mudskipper)
Lineage: Eukaryota; Metazoa; Chordata; Actinopteri; Gobiiformes; Gobiidae
Gene: rpa2
Product: replication protein A2
Exons: 9
Coding region: 148-996 (282 amino acids)
Biological process (GO): DNA replication; double-strand break repair via homologous recombination; nucleotide-excision repair
Cellular component (GO): nucleus; site of double-strand break; chromosome, telomeric region
Molecular function (GO): DNA binding
Source: RefSeq, a predicted model, not a curated record